Molecule: messenger RNA, 747 nt
Organism: Fomitopsis serialis
Lineage: Eukaryota; Fungi; Basidiomycota; Agaricomycetes; Polyporales; Fomitopsidaceae
Exons: 3
Coding region: 1-747 (248 amino acids)
Source: RefSeq, a predicted model, not a curated record
AUGGCGCGGAUCACAACGAGCGACCAGGAGGACGACAAAGCGAGGCCGCUCGAAGUGCGGGCUGAAGGGUCGACCAAGUGGGAGACAUACGCGGGAUCAGCUGACGUCGACGACGACAGCUUCAGUGGUAGCAACUCAAUCGAUGCAAGUGACGCCAGCGACGGGGAAUAUUGUAGUCAAGAAGGCAAUUCUCAGUUCGAGGGUGAUGACAUGGAUGAUAUCGACCAGCUCCAAUCUACAACAGAUGAUGAGCAAAGCUCGGAUAUCAACAUCGAGGAGAGACAUCACGAUGAACGCCUCGGGGACCAUUCCAGCUCUUCGACAGCGAACCCCCCGACGCGAAGGGUACACAUGGAAGACACAAAGGAGGGGGCGCAAGUGGUAAAACGGGUUCGCACGCACUCUACGGAGACUGGGCCGAGACACAAGAAGCCCAGGAAGGACACCAUUCCGUCACAAGCAAUUGCAUUCCCUGGAGUUGUCAAGUCGAAUGUCGGCCUGGUUCCCGGUGCAGCGUCGCAGCGUCUGUCCGGCGUUGUCGAUAACCAGUAUAACGCUCAUGAUGUCGCAGAAGCACAGGCGCUGAUGGGGAACAUCAAUAUUCAGUCGAGCGUCUGCAAUUCAUUUCGCGCGGUCCUGCAGGCAGCCGAAAUUGCGCUCGCGACAGCGAAGGAGAAGGAGCGUAGAAUUGAAGAGGAUCUUCUCAAAUUGGAGACUCAGUUGAGGAUGCUUCAGAGGACGAAAUGA